This is a messenger RNA of Amphibalanus amphitrite, 2641 nucleotides long. Its product is annotated as zinc finger protein Gfi-1b-like. Gene Ontology annotation, cellular component: nucleus. Gene Ontology annotation, biological process: regulation of transcription by RNA polymerase II. The transcript is spliced from 3 exons. The coding region runs from base 329 to 1966 and encodes 545 amino acids. Lineage: Eukaryota; Metazoa; Arthropoda; Thecostraca; Balanomorpha; Balanidae. Gene Ontology annotation, molecular function: DNA-binding transcription factor activity, RNA polymerase II-specific; RNA polymerase II transcription regulatory region sequence-specific DNA binding. The record is from RefSeq and is a predicted model, not a curated record.
ACAUAUAUAGGGCCUUGGUUUACAUAGCAUAUUUGACGAGGCUCUAGCUUGUUAAUGUGGCGAUAAUUUCGAUGCAGUGGUCUUCAAAUAUUUAGAUGGGAUCAUUUUGUAAAUUGUUAAGCACCAUAAGCAUCUUUUGCAGCAUCACGGACGGAGAUAUAAGCUUGCAACAAACCCUAUGUAAACGCGUCUAUUGAGUGGGGGAGAGAUGUCGGUGGCGGGGUUAUUAUUUUGUGAUUUUCUCUAAAUAUGUUGGUGCAUUUGGGUUGAAAGAUACCAUCUUUUUAUCUUCGUUACAUGACAGCCACCUAACCCCAUCCAGCCGGCCAUGUCUACCGAGCGGCACCUGUCGCUGUGUCUGAUUUGCCUGUCGCCGCCCGGCGCGGCCGUCAGUAUCGAGGAGAAGGUGGCCGGCUCGGGCCGUCCGCUGCGUGAUGUCAUCUCGGAGCUGGUCUCCGCUCGGGACCGGCACAUGCUGCAGACAGUGUGCCGCCAGUGCCAUCAGCUGCUGGCCGACUUUGACGCGGCCACGGAGCGGGCGCGCGCGCUGCGCUCCACCAUCCAGAGCGUGUUUGACGGCGCCGACCGCCACCUGGUGGCCAUGCUGCUGGAGCCGCGCCAGUCGCGCGCCGUGCUCGCCGCCGCCGCCCGACACCGGCAGACCGGGGCGGAGGGCGCAGAGACGCCCGCCGCCGUGCACAUCGAGAUCCUGCAGGCGGGAGAGGAGGGGAAGGAGGCUGCACCCGACCUGGUACCUGUGCCAUCGCCACCUCGGACGGCCGAGGACGUGACGUUCGACCUCUUGGAAUCGGUCACAGCCGUCCAGCAGCUGAGCCUUCCCGCGGCGGACCCCGGACCGCAGGCAGGUGCUCCCCCCUCCACUGGUGUGGAGAUGACAGCGACACCCCUCACCGACCCCGUCACCAGCGUCCCCACGACCACCACCACCACCAACAUCACCAUCACCAGCAGCAGCGAGACGGUCCGAGACGACCUCACUGACCCCACCGGCACCAACAGCGCGAUCCCCGCAGACAGUACCGCCGACACUGCCGCCCCCGCCGCCUCGCGCUACCGCUGCAGCCUCUGCGGGGAGGGGUUCCGCGACAAGUCGCUGCUGCUCGCCCACCGGCGGCGCAGUCACGCCCGCCGGACCCGCGGCUCCGGCGGCGGCUCGGCCGCGCUCGAGUGCUCCGUGUGCCGGCGGCAGCUGCCGAGCCGGGCGGCGCUGCAGCGCCACGAGCGCAGUCACGCCGCCGACGGCCGCUUCGACUGCACCACGUGCGGCAGGACGUUCCAGCGUGCGGCUACGCUACAGGCGCACCAGCGGCUGCACGACGAGCGGGGCCUCUGCUGCCCGUACUGCCCGCAAAAGUACACCUCGCGACAGGACUUGGAGCAGCACGUGGCGCGGCACACGGGCGCCAGAAACUGCGCCUGUCCAGAGUGCGGCAAGACGUACCGGUUCCGGUCGAAUCUGGCACACCACAUUCAGACGGUGCACAGGAAGGCGGAACUGGCGUGCGCAGUGUGCGGGAAGACGUUCAACAUGAUGAAGAAGCUGCGGCGUCACCGGAACAUCGUGCACGGCCGGCUGCGGUACAAGUGCACAGAGUGCGACAGCCGGUUCUGCUACGAGGGGCAGCUGCGCCGGCACAUGAAGAAGGCCAAGCACGCCAGCGGCGGCAAGGACCAGUCGCUGGAGGCCUACAUCGAGACCGUGGAGACGGACGUGGACGGCACGCAGAUGCUGACGCUCGUCAUCGACGACGGCACCGCGAUCGGGGACGACGAUACGCGCGAGACGCUGGUGCUCUCUGUCGGAGAGAAUUUCGACUCGAGCUUAGUGGAGGCGUCGGUAGACGGCGCUGGCGGCGGCGGCCGUGGCAGCGACACCAUUCUGGAGAUCAUUGGCGAUGGCGAUCUGACAGCCGAUAGCGCCGAUCAGAUAAUUCUCCAGGGUUAAUUGGCUUGUUGCGAUAUCUAUCGGCUACCGACCGGUCCGGUUUGCGACUCGGCAGCGCCUGUCCUGCCAGUCGGGCGGCGCCGGCGGCGGCGACGCGUGCAAUGUGAAACCUCCGGCAGGGAAGUGCCGCUUCGUGCCAGCUAAUGGUGUUGCGACGUUGCUAAUUGACUUCGGAUUAGUGCUUUUAGCGCACUCUCGGGUUACUGGCAAACAUCUGAAGUCUCGCGCGUCCCGAAUUCCAGAACCUGGCUGUUCUCAUUAUUUAGAUAAUGAAUGCAUUUCGAGAGAUUCCUCACACCACCGUCCCUAGCAAUUCAUUCUCUCGGACAUUACCAUGCAUUAAAAAGGCGGAACGGGUAAAUACAACCAUUAUACAGUGUUUAUUGGGAUACCAAUAUUGGUAUGCGUAAGAAGUAGCAAGUGUUCAUUCCAACGAAUUUAUUACUUCGUUCAGACAUUUGACAACCGCGCCAGUACAUAAAAUGCAUCAUAGACCCCUGUAUGUCGAGGUCUAUGGUUGCUUAGUCCUAGGUUCCAUCCAGAUGAUCAAUUUGCUAUCAUGUGCCAUAUAUGUCUGACAUAUCCGAAUUUUGUUUUAAUAGUGUAUCGACUACAACUGUGAUGUGUUUUAAGAUAUUUGUAAUGCAUAUCUGUGAAAAAUAUUACCUACAAAUA